AAGUAUGUCAUUUCAGUCAACAUGACGUUAUUGGUACGCGCCUAGAAUGGAAAUUCACGGUUACCUCAUUUUACUAAUUUUAAUACCUUUCUCGAAAUGUUUGACAUCGCAUGACCGGAUGCUUAGUUUUCUUUCUAGGAACAAGACGCGGAUUUGGUUCAAAAACCAAGCAGGUCCAAGCAGACCAGACAAUGCAUACUGCAGUCUAUGCUGUUUGAACAUAACAAAAAACCCAGUAGGUAAAAAAUGUGGAAGACACACGCUAUGUCUCUACGAGAAAGGCAAAAUGGGGCCAGCGUGCAAAGGAUCGGUCAACGUUGGUUUCAGUGAGGAGGAGAAAGCUGCCAUUGUAGAUAUUCAUAACACAGUAAGGAAUCUAGUGGCAACCGGAACGGAAAGUAGGGGAUCUCCAGGACCACAAUACAAGGCUGCCAACAUGAGGGCCUUAGAAUGGAACGACGAAUUGGAAGAGCUGGCUAGGAGUUGCGUUUUAGGUGGGUGUUCCAAUGCAUAUACGGCCAUGACGUCUGCAGAGACCUUGAAAAGUAUCCUGUAGGUCAAAAUAUAGCCAGAGGAAUCGGAUUUUUAAACGACGACAUGGCUUACGUAGCAGAUUGGUACAGCAAUGUAAAUGACUUUCACAGAGACUGGAUAUAUGAUUACCAAUUGCCAUACUCAGAUAUUCGUGCUCAAUACACUCAACUGGUAUGGGCAGAAACCUAUCAAAUAGGUUGUGCGCGAAUAGUAUUCCAAGGGCCAGAAAGUCCGUCAGUAUCGUAUUGGGAACACUUUGUUUGCAACUAUGGACCAACAGGAAAUAUUCCUGGACACCCCGUUUACAGGGUAGGAGAACCAUGCUCGCAGUGUCCCCCAGGCACCGGUUGCUCGUUGGACUAUCCAGGGCUUUGCGGCCAAGAGCAAUUCUUCAACAUCACUUACGUGAAGAAAACUCAUCGAGCUGUCAAUAUCCCAGCAACAACGCCAGGUGGACGAGGAGCUAUAAAAGCGCCAUUUGUAUUGUUGGUUUUUAUGUCUUUUUUGACUUUACAGUAAACAUGUAUUUCAUAGUGGAAAUGUAUAUAUAUAUAUAUAUAUAUAUAUAUAUAUAUAUAUAGGUGAAAAAUAAACCUUCCGCCUUUAGUUGGGUACUUCGACAAAAUUCAAGCAAUGAGGACUCUUUAUACUUUAUUAGUCUCUAGCUUCCAGUGGACUUUGCCAUCUUCAUCAGGAGCUGCAAUAACAUUGAGAAGAAAUAGCAAC
Acanthoscelides obtectus is the source of this 1260-nucleotide messenger RNA. NCBI's taxonomy places the organism in Eukaryota, Metazoa, Arthropoda, Insecta, Coleoptera, Chrysomelidae. The record is from the annotation of a GenBank genome assembly.